AUGUAUCGUCAAUUGUUCCGUCAUUUUACCUCGUUAGCAAUCAAAACAACAACAACAACUAAUCUAUUACAAUCUGUCUCACGUCGGGCACAUCAUUGCAGUCCAUUUCCAGUUAUAGCCAAGCCUGCACCUGAGUUCAAAGGUCAAGCAGUUAUUAAUGGACAUUUCAAAGAUAUUCAAUUAUCUGACUACAAAGGAAAAUACGUUAUCCUUUUUUUCUAUCCGCUGGAUUUCACGUUCGUUUGUCCAACUGAACUCGUAGCAUUUAACGAAAAACUGGAAGAAUUUCGUCAACUGGACACAGUAGUCAUUGGUUGUAGCACUGAUUCUGUUUACAGUCAUCUAGCUUGGAUUAAUACACCAAGAAAGCAAGGUGGUCUGGGUGAACUUAACUAUCCAUUAUUAAGUGAUUUCUCCAAGGAAAUUUCUCGUCGUUAUGGUGUUCUCAUUGAUGAUAAUGGAGGCGUUGCCUUGCGUGGCCUAUUUAUUAUUGAUCGAGAACAGAAAUUACGACAAAUUACUAUCAAUGAUCUGCCAGUUGGUCGAUCAGUUGAUGAAGUUCUUCGUUUAAUCAAGGCAUUUCAAUUUGUGGAAAAACACGGUGAAGUAUGUCCGGCAAAUUGGAACGAAAAGACGAAUCCAAAUACAAUAAAACCUGAUCCGGUGAAAUCGAAGGAGUAUUUUGAGAAACAAAAAUAA
Adineta ricciae is the source of this 699-nucleotide messenger RNA. NCBI's taxonomy places the organism in Eukaryota, Metazoa, Rotifera, Eurotatoria, Adinetida, Adinetidae. The record is from the annotation of a GenBank genome assembly.